Lathyrus sativus (Indian pea) is the source of this 1860-nucleotide messenger RNA. The record is from the annotation of a GenBank genome assembly. NCBI's taxonomy places the organism in Eukaryota, Viridiplantae, Streptophyta, Magnoliopsida, Fabales, Fabaceae.
AUGGAGCAAAUGAUGCAAGACAUUGAGGCUCAGACUACCGUGCAGAAGGAAGCAUCUAAGAUCUUCCACAAGGGAAAUGCUCCAGUAACUUUGAAGUUUCAUGAUGUUGUAUACAAAGUAAAGGCCAAAAAGAAAGAACAGAGAGUAAUACUGAGUGGAGUGACAGGCAUGGUUCAACCUGGUGAGAUUCUUGCCAUUUUGGGUCCAUCUGGAAGUGGCAAGACAACUCUGCUAACAGCACUAGGGGGAAGACUUGGAGGGAACCUUUCUGGAACCAUAGCUUACAAUGGAAAACUCUUUUCAAAUUCAAUGAAAAAGAGCAUUGGAUUUGUUACACAAGAGGAUAUUCUCUAUGCUCACUUGACAGUUACAGAAACUUUAGUGUUUACUUCUCUUUUAAGAUUACCUAAUAGUUUCACAAAACAAGAGAAAAUUGAGCAUGCGAAAUCCGUUAUUUCUCUACUUGGUUUAACAAAAUGCAAAGAUAGCAUAAUUGGAAAACCAAUGUUGAGAGGUGUUUCUGGUGGGGAGAGAAAAAGGGUUAGUAUUGGACAAGAGAUGCUUAUUAAUCCAAGUUUAUUGUUUUUAGACGAACCUACUUCUGGGUUAGACUCAACAACAGCUCAGAAAAUUGUGUCAAAUUUAUGGGAGCUUGCGAUCGGUGGAAGAACUGUUGUGAUGACAAUACAUCAACCUUCAAGUAGGAUAUAUCAUAUGUUUCAUACUGUAUUGCUUUUAUCAGAAGGAAUUCCUUUGUAUUAUGGAAAGGGUUCUGAAGCUAUGGAAUAUUUCUCUGGUGUUGGAUAUGAACCCGCAAUCGCUAUGAACCCUUCUGACUUCCUUCUAGAUCUUGCAAAUGGAGUUUACACAGAUCAAUCGAACGAGGAUCAUGCCUUAAAUAAGCAGAAAUUGGUUUCUGCUUACAAGAACUACUUUGAUGCCAAAUGGAAACCGAUAAUACUUGAUGAAAAUCCCGACAACGAUGAAAGCCAGAGUAGAUUUGAAGACAGUGGCUUUGGGAAAUGGUCUACCACUUGGUGGCAGCAAUUCAUUGUUCUGCUAAAAAGAGACCUAAAAGAGAGAAAACAUGAACCAUUUUCUGCCUUAAGAAUCUGUAAGGUCAUUGUGAUUGCCCUUAUAACAGGACUACUUUGGUAUAGGUCUAAUAUUUCACAACUGGGGGAUCAGAUUGGUCUUCUAUUUUUCAUUAAUAGCUUCUGGGCUGUGUUGCCAUUCUACAAAGCAAUAUUCACUUUCCCUCAAGAGGCAACUAUGUUGGAGAAAGAAAGAUCUUCUGGAAUGUAUAGGCUUUCAUCAUACUUCAUAUCUCCAAUCAUAGUUGACCUUCCUGUGGAGCUUAUCCUUCCAACGAUAUACCUUAUCAUAAUAUAUUUUAUGACAGGGUUGAAACUUAAUGUGAUAAACUUCUUAUACACUUUGCUUACCCUCUUACUCGAUGUUUUAGUUUCACAAGGACUAGGCCUUGCCAUUGGUGCUAUUAUUAUGGAUACAAAAUCAGCAAUCACACUUGGUUCAAUCAUCUUGCUUAGUUUUGUGCUGGCUGUUGGAUUCUAUGUUCGACAUGUUCCGAAUUUUAUAGCAUGGAUUAAGUACAUUUCCAUCAACUACUACAUAUACAAGUUGUUCUUAGGAUCUCAGUAUGACACUAACGAAACCUACCCGUGUUCUAAUGGGAAGUGUUUGAUUUCAGAGUUUCCGUUGAUAAAGCAAAUGGGAGAAUUACAUUUGCAAGGGCAGCUCAUGGCUUUGUUGGCUCUAUUCAUAAUGCUAAUAGGUUAUAGAGUUAUGGCUUAUUUUGCUCUUACGAGGAUUGGAGUGACAAAGAAGAUUCCUACCUGA